Molecule: messenger RNA, 3460 nt
Organism: Mya arenaria
Lineage: Eukaryota; Metazoa; Mollusca; Bivalvia; Myida; Myidae
Product: angiotensin-converting enzyme-like
Exons: 13
Coding region: 365-2512 (715 amino acids)
Biological process (GO): proteolysis
Cellular component (GO): plasma membrane
Molecular function (GO): metallopeptidase activity; peptidyl-dipeptidase activity
Source: RefSeq, a predicted model, not a curated record
ACAGUUCGUGUCAGAACAUUUACCAUGAAUAAUGCAACCAUAAUAGGCCAUGUGUUUUCAAGGGUUUAGCGAAAUAAAUAUGGAAUUAGCCCUUCGGAUUGUCACAUUCUUAUUGUUAUAGUUUUCAUGAUAAAAUGGUGAAUGUUUCUUUUACGUAUCGACUUUAUGAUUUAUAUUUAUACAAACCGGUUGUAUUUGCUAUAAAGUCGUACACACAUUUUGAAACCUUUCUUUUCAGCUCAAUCGUGUGUUAAAUAAGUGAAAGUGAUAGAAAAAGAAGAACACAGAAUGAAUGGGAAUUAAUUAAGCAUCAGUAAUGUAUCAUUCGGAAAAUCGAGCAUACUAUUAAGAUGAACGCCUCCCAAUGAAAACAAUGAUUAAAACCCUUAUUGUCCUUGUGAUAUGCACGUGCGUGAGUUCGACCCAAAAUGACGCCACACGAGACGAAAUCAAGCGACUCAAGGAGUAUCUUAUUAAUGUGGAGUUCCUGGAACAGGAGGACCAGCUUAAAAACGCAAAAGAAAUUGGUGCAGAGGAAACUACUUUGAUAGACGUCUGUAAAGCGCAAAUGGAGGUCGCCAUUGAUCUUACUGAUGACGUCAACGAAUUCCGCGAUGACGUCAUGGAUCUCGUGCAGGAGUGGAAUAAGUGUCUCGGCAAAUGGAACUCGAAAACCGCGUACGCCACAUGGGACUUUGAAACAGAUAUUACUGAUGAAAACCAGAAAAAGUUGACUGACGUCGAGGUUGAUGCGGCAGCGUUCUAUAAACAACUAUCUUCGCACGCGCAACUGGUUCAACAACACGAGCUCUUUGGUGACCUUGGAGACGACCUUCAACGCCAAGUUCGAUUGCUCGCAUUCAACGACGAACCAAAGUCCCAGAAGGACAAGCAAGACCUGGUAGAUGUACAAGUACAGCUGAAGCAGAUUUACAGCACAGCGAAGGUAGAGGGCUUGGUGCUCGAUCCCGACCUCGUGCAAGUGCUCGCCAAGUCACGUGACCCGGAAGUGCUGCUCGGGGCUUGGUGGGGCUGGCGAGAUGCUACGGGGCCAAAGAUGAAGGACCAGUACGCGGAGAUGGUCCGUCUGCUUAAUGUUGGUGCCACGGACAACGGUUUCCCCGACUUCGCGACAGCCUGGAUCUCUAGUCAAUUUGACGGUACGUCACACCUCGAGGCGGAAGCUGAGCGGCUGUGGCUCGAAAUCCGACCGCUCUACCUAGAACUACAUGCCUACGUCCGUCACCGCCUUGAAGCAACUUACUCGGACAUUGACAACGAUCCAAGGAGAAUAUUUAAGUCUGGCGCUAUUCCCGCACAUCUACUAGGCAAUAUGUGGGCUCAGGAAUGGAUCAACAUUUACGAUCUAGUAAAACCCUUUUCGGAUGAACCGGAAGUGGAUUACAGUACCGUUAUGCAGAACCGGAACAUGUCCGCGGACCAGAUGUUUCAUAUGGCAGAAGAGUUCUACACAUCGUUGGGGCUUCCUGCCAUGACACCAAAUUUCAACGCAAACUCCAUGAAGAUCCGCCCGGAAGGAAGAGAGGUCGUCUGCCACGCGUCCGCCUUCGAUUUCUAUACAACGAACCCCUCAAACAACGAUUUCAGAAUAAAGAUGUGCACACAACCGAAUAUGGAUAGUUUUGAGACAAUACAUCAUGAAAUGGGUCAUAUUGAGUACUUCAUGGCUUAUCAGAAUAAACCGACAGUUUAUAGGGACGGUGCUAACUCGGCCUUCCACGAGGCUAUUGGUGAUACGAUCAGCCUGUCUGUUAUGACGAGGCGCCACCUGGACAAGGUCCUCCUUGGCAAGGACGCUGACCAACCAGUGGCCGGGGACGCUGAUCAACAAAUGUCUGGGGAUGCUAAACACCAAGUGGACGUUGACCAACAGGUGGACGCUAUCCAAAGGGGACCACUUCCGACACAGAAAGGAAAAGAGAAACAAGUCCCUAAAAGUGACAUCAACUUCCUGCUAAAGAGGGCGCUGUUCAAAGUGGCGUUCCUACCGUUCGGCUACCUGAUGGAUAAGUGGCGCUGGGACGUCCUCCGGGGGAACGUCACAAAGGACGAGUACAACCGGCAUUGGUGGGACCUCCGGUUGGAGUACCAAGGACUAGUCUCCCCCAUUUCCCGCAGUGAGCGAGACUUCGACCCCGGGUCUAAAUACCACAUUCCGGACAAUUCGCCAUAUAUAUGCUAUUUCAUCAGCUUUAUAGUACAGUUCCAGUUUUACGAAGCCAUGUGCGAGGCUUCGGGCCACACGGGACCAUUAUAUAACUGUGACGUCUACCGCUCCAAAGACGCAGGAGACAAACUUCGGGCGAUGCUACAGCUUGGCAAGUCCAAACCCUGGCCGGAUGCUAUGGAAACCCUGACCGGAAGUAGGCACGUGGACUCAGCAGCAAUCUUAAAAUAUUUUGAACCCCUUCAUGUGUGGCUGAAGAAAGAGAACAAAAGAUUGAAUAACGACGUUGGUUGGGAAAAGGCUAAAACAAAUUUUAAAGCCUGAGCCGUUUGACUACAUGACUAAAUGACUAAAACAUAGAAAUGCAUUAAAGAAUCAAGUGCUUCAAAUAAGUUUAAACGUAAAGUGUGCCCUUUAAAGAACACUUAUUGAAUUGAAUAUGUGAUUUGCAAAUUCAAAAAUAGCUGUUUUAUGCGACUAAUACCUUCUUUUUUUUUCGAAAAAAAAAACCAACAACAACAAUACGACGACUUAAUUUGAUUUACCAGUUCGAGAAAGAGCGGGGUUUGAUAAGAGGCUCCCCGUGGGUCAACCCCCCGGGUUUCUGCAUUUGUUCAAUAUUCAGUAGCUAUUUUCUGUUGUCUCAUGUGAAUAAUUGUUCAAUGUUGAUUUAUCAUUGAUGUACUAGUUGUAAUGAAAUCCAGUUAUAUGUAUUUAUUUUAUAACGCGUAUGCAAUAAUGUGUUGUUUAUUCGCUGUGUCCAAAUGUCCUGGGCCGGUAUUUAUAAAUCAUCUUAAAAGUCUAGUCUAAUCCAUCCAUAAGUGACCCCCCCCCCCCAAAAAAAAAAAAGAAAAGAAAAAAAAAGUGUAUAGUAAACAACCUCUGUGUAUUGAUCUUAAUCUAAUUGCCUAAUUGUCUCAUCAGAUCUCCGAUCUGAGUAUCCUGCUGUGCAGUUUUGGAGGUUUUAUAAUUUAAAUGGACCCUAAAUGACCAUGAAUACACCGGAAAUUGGCCCCUAAUGUGACAUCAGUGCAAUUAGCAGGAGAUGCACAGCAGGUGAUUGUCAUACCAAACAUUCCUUAAACCAGGCCUUUAAGAUGUUUUACGAGUAUUGCCCGUUAGCUAUAUAUAGCUAGACACGUCUAGAAAAUGUCGUCUUCCAUUGGAUAAAAAAUAUACAUGUUGUUGUUUAUUUUUCCCUUAAAACAUUGGAUUUGUUAUCUGUUUAUCUUUCGCAUCUGUGAUCUUCUACUGAAUAAAUUUACAAAUGUA